AUGUUCGCAACAGUACGAAGGUCAACAGCCGUCAAGACGCUCUAUCAGAACGUGCUGAAGGAGGCGCGAAGCUCGGCAAAGGACGGACCACUGGUAGCAUACCUGCAGAAGGAGUACAAAGAUGCGGAGAGAGGGACACUGACAGACUCAACCAAGCCAGGAAGUGACGACUACGCUCCCUUCGUCGCACCAAAGAAGUCACCAGCACAACUGCGCAAGCAGACCCUCGAGAACCUUCACAUCUUCCUUCAAAACAAGACGUUGCAUGCCGAGCUCCUCCAACGAUACAACCCAACAUCAGACCUGACGGAAGAAGAGCGUGUCCGCCUCACAGCCCGCCGAGUCGGCCUCGACGUGCCCAUCACCCACGACGGCUCUGCGAAAGCCAACACCGACUACAAAGAAAGCGCACAGAUUGCACAGGACCAGUACAAGCAGGAUCAGGACAACCGCGAGGAUCAGCUGUAUUCCGGAAAGGGGGACGGUCACAAUGUCGGUGGGCCCCUACGACCGCCUGUUGCGAAAGAGUAA
Messenger RNA from Kalmanozyma brasiliensis GHG001, 531 nucleotides. RefSeq lists its product as uncharacterized. Lineage: Eukaryota; Fungi; Basidiomycota; Ustilaginomycetes; Ustilaginales. Gene Ontology annotation, biological process: mitochondrial proton-transporting ATP synthase complex assembly. The record is from RefSeq and is a predicted model, not a curated record. Gene Ontology annotation, cellular component: mitochondrial matrix. The coding region runs from base 1 to 531 and encodes 176 amino acids. The transcript has 3 exons.